Molecule: messenger RNA, 12150 nt
Organism: Talaromyces proteolyticus
Lineage: Eukaryota; Fungi; Ascomycota; Eurotiomycetes; Eurotiales; Trichocomaceae
Exons: 6
Coding region: 1-12150 (4049 amino acids)
Biological process (GO): fatty acid biosynthetic process
Molecular function (GO): S-adenosylmethionine-dependent methyltransferase activity; 3-oxoacyl-[acyl-carrier-protein] synthase activity; fatty acid synthase activity
Source: RefSeq, a predicted model, not a curated record
AUGACGCAAGACCAUCUUCCCCAGCCUGGUGAGCCUAUCGCCAUCCUGGGCUUCGGAUGUCGCUUCCCUGGGGGCGCCACCACCCCAUCCAAGCUGUGGCAGCUCCUGAAGCAACCGCGAGACGUUUGUACCAAGAUUCCACCGUCGCGCUUUGAUUCUGAUGGCUUCUACCACCCAAACGGUGAGUAUCACGGGCACAGCAACAUCCAGCAUGCAUAUUUGCUCGCUGGAGACCAGGACCACCAGCUGUUCGACGCCGACUUCUUCAGCAUCUCGGCUGCCGAGGCGGCUGCUAUCGACCCACAACAACGUCUCCUCCUCGAGUGCGUCUACGAGGCUCUCGAGGAGGGCGGGCAGCGGAUGGCUGGCCUGCGUGGGACCGAUACAGCCGUGUUUGUCGGUGUUAUGCGCGAGGGGUAUAGUGAUAUCCAGUUUAGAAAUCUCGACACGUUGCCAACGCACUUCCCCACCGGUACGGCCCGAUCCAUCUUGUCGAACCGUGUGUCAUACACAUUUGAUUGGCACGGCCCGAGUAUGACCAUCGACACAGCAUGCUCUUCGUCACUAGUCGCCGUGCACCAGGCUGUCCAGACUUUGCGCUCAGGCACAUCCCGCGUCGCUGUUGCCGCGGGGGCUAACCUCAUCCUCGGUCCUGAGGUUUUCAUCGCUGAAAGUACCUUCCACAUGCUGUCGCCGCAGGGACGGAGCCACAUGUGGGAUGCCCGUGCCGAUGGGUAUGGCCGUGGAGAUGGCGUGGCGGCUGUUGUGCUGAAGCGACUAAGCGAUGCGAUCGCAGAUGGGGAUCCUAUUCAGUGCAUUCUCAGGGAGACCGGCGUGAAUCAAGAUGGUCGCACAAAGGGAAUUACAGUCCCCAGUGCCGAUGCACAGGUCGCUCUCGUGGAGGAUACGUAUCAUCGCGCGGGUCUCGAUCUAAACAGCCCCGAGGGGAGACCGCAGUUUUUUGAAGCACACGGCACAGGCACACCAACAGGAGAUCCUCUCGAGGCAGAAGCCAUUCAUCGUUCAAUAGCCAGUCGUCUGGGAGACGAAAAUGAGAGUGAUACGAAUCUCUUUGUUGGCUCCAUCAAGUCAAUUAUAGGCCAUACUGAAGGCACGGCAGGUAUCGCAGGCCUGAUGAAGGUCGCCCUAGCCAUGCAACACGGGACGAUCCCACCCAACUUGCUCUUUGAGAAGCUGAAUCCAGCAUUAAUACCCUUUUACAAGAAUAUCGAGGUACCGGUGAAGGCUGUCGAGUGGCCGGAGGUUACUGCGGGACAGCCCCGCCGUGCUAGCAUCAAUAGCUUUGGAUUCGGAGGGACGAAUGCUCAUGUCAUUAUCGAGAGUUAUCAGCCUCUGCUUCACGUUGACAGUCUUGACGAUGUGGGUGGAGAUUCCCGGGACUCUCUACUUCCUUUUGUAUUUUCAGCGGCUUCGAGAUCGUCACUGAAGAACUAUCUGAAGGAACUUCUGCUGUUCCUGGAAAAGAAUCCGCACAUCAACCCUGAAGACUUGGCGUACCACUUGAAUACUAAGCGCUCGAUCUUCCCUUUUCGUAUUUCAUACCUAGCUCGCAAUAUCAACGAACUGCGAGAGAGUAUCAAAAAGUCGCUGGCUCAAUCCGACUGGGAGGCAGCCCUGAGCCGAGCACCUACCACACCGAUGCGGAUCCUCGGCAUCUUCACUGGUCAGGGAGCGCAGUGGCCAGGAAUGGGAAGAGAGUUGAUUCAUCACCUACCGUUUGUGCAAGCCCGCCUCUCGCAUCUCGAUGAUGCACUGGCACAGUUACCCAAGGCAGAUAGACCUUCCUGGACUCUUGCAAACGAGAUGCUGUCGAACGGCUUAGCAGCAAAGCUCAACACCGCUGCUAUCUCGCAACCCCUUUGCACAGCACUACAGAUCAUCCUCGUUGACCUGCUCAGGGCUAGUGGCAUCAACUUCGCGGCUGUGGUAGGUCACAGCUCCGGUGAGAUCGCAGCAGCAUACGCUUGCGGUAUGAUAUCCUCCCACGACGCCAUCAUCAUAUCGUACUAUCGCGGUGUCCUCGCUUGUCUUUCGGGUACAUCUUCUGGACAGCCUGGGGCCAUGAUGGCAGUGAAUACGACGGGAGAGGAUGCCGAGGAUUUGUGUUCUCUACCGGAGUUCGACAAACGGCUUUGCGUCGCGGCAUACAACUCUCCUGUGAGCGUCACGCUGUCAGGUGAUGAGGAUGCUAUCCAGUUAGCCAAGGCAGUCUUCGAUGACGAGGGAAAGUUUGCCAGAGAGCUUCGUGUUGAUAAAGCAUACCACUCGCACCAUAUGCUGCCCUGUGUGAUACCGUACAUUGGUGCUCUCACUCAGGCCUCGAUUAAGGUCCAAAGACCGAGGGAUGAGUGCACUUGGUUCUCGUCGGUCCAUCGCGGGCAACGCAUGGGCAGCACCGAACUAGAAGCACUAAAAGCAUCAUAUUGGAGCGACAACAUGACCCAACCUGUCUUAUUCUCGUAUGCCGUAGAAAUGGGGGCCAAUGACAACCAAGCAAACAUCAAUAUGGCACUCGAAAUUGGGCCACACAGUGCCCUUCAUGCACCUAUCGACGAUACUCUAAAGACCACAAGCAAGUCCAGUAUUCUCUACGGGUCCUGUCUAAUCCGAAACAAGAAUGCUGCAGACACGUUCGUUGAAUCCAUCGAGCUAGUGUGGAAGAAUGCCCCUGAAGGGACAGUCAACUUUGACAGCUUCCAACGGGCAGUAUCUGUAAAUCCAGAAUAUAAGCCAACCAUGAUCAGGCAUCUCCCGACCUACCAGUGGCAGCAUGAUCGCGUACACUGGAGCGAAUCGCGACGCUCACGAGUUUUACGUACCCGUGCCAAACCUGCUCAUCCAUUACUCGGUACACUCAGCCCCGAUUCGACUGGCUCUGACAUGAUGUGGCAGAACGUGAUGCGCAUUAUCGAUCUACCGUGGCUUACGGGCCAUCAGCUUUCCGGACAAGUGGUCUUCCCGGCAGCCGGCUAUGUGGCCCUCGCUAUCGAGGCGGGUCUUGAGUUUGCCCAGGAUAAACAGGAUGUCUUCCAGAUUGAGCUCGAGGACCUGUCCAUCGAGAAAGCAAUUACGUUCGCUGAUGACAGGAUCGGCGUUGAAACGAUGUUCUUCCUCCACAUAGAGAAGACCGAGACCCGACGAGACGGGAAGAUUGUGUAUGGUAGCUGGAGAUACCACUCGGCUACCAAAGGCUCUAGCACCACGAGUCAGAAUGCAUCCGGGCGCAUAAAGCUGGUCCUCACGGAAUCCCCCCAUCCCGGAGCAUCUCGACGCCCUAUACUGCCCUCACAGGACGCGGAUCUUUCAAACAUGACCAAGGUUGACAAGGAUGACUUUUACAGCGAGCUGAAGAAGAUUGGUUACCUCUACUCUGGUCGAUUUCGUACCCUAAGCUUAUUGAAGCGAAAGCUGGGCCACAGUCGCGGCUUCCUGAACUUGCCGUCUCCAGAUGAGCUGCACAUAUCCGAGCAGAAGCUGCUUGUCCACCCCGGGAUUCUCGACUCUGCGUUCCAGGCGCAGUUCCUGGCAUACUCGUGGCCUGGCGAUGGCUCAUUCCGAACGUUACACGUACCUACCUCUAUCCGCCGUCUCCGUGUUGAUCCGUCUGCGUGUCGUCACAGUUGCGAACAUAAUCUACUGAGCUUUGACUCAACAGCAAGUCGAGACAUCGAGGGCCGUUCUAGGAGAGGUGGUAUCUACGGAGAUGUCAAUAUUUACACCGGAGACGGGAGGUUCGGCUUGAUCCAGGUGGAAGGCGUUACGUUUAUUCCACUGGUUACUGCCUCUGCUUCGGAGGACAGGGAGAUGUUCCUAGAGAACGUUUAUGGCCCCGCCGAGCCAGAUUUUUCAGCAGUUACUACAAUAAGAGAGGACACAGAAGAAGAAGAAAAGUUAGCACUAGUGCUGGAGCGAAUUGCGUUUUUCUACAUCAGAAAGCUAAAAUUUGAGCUUGAAUCUGCGAGAAUUAUUUCAACAGAGGGACAAUUCCAAAAUAUCCUCGCUUACGCUAAUCAUAUCGUGGAUCAAGAGAUGCGGAGAAAGAGCCAGCAGGUUAAACGCUGGGGUAGCGACACAGCCGAGUAUAUUGACAAUUUGAUGGCACUGUAUUCAGAUAGCAUCGAUAUGAAGGUGCUUCGUAUCGUUGGCGAGAACUUGUCGGCCCUUGUAACAGGCUCGACAACUACUGUCGAAAUUACACAGCAGUUACUAGUCGAUGGUUCACUGGAGAGCUACUACACGGACGGACUUGGUAUGAAGAAGUCUCUUCAGUUUCUGACUAGUAUUCUAUCACAGAUCACCCACCGUUACCCUCAUAUGCGAAUAGUCGAGGUUGGUGACACGGCUGCGGUGAGGGGAAUCAUUCUGAAUGCGAUUGAGGGUCAGUUCGACGAGUACACAGUAACCAGUGCCACCACCACUGACGCGAUAGAGGAAAGUUCCUCUAAAUUCACCAAGACUUUAACCUUUAAUCCCAUGGACAUUGAGGGAGACAUUGUCUCUAAGGGCUUCCAGGAGCAUUCAUAUGAUCUAGCAAUCGUCUUCUUCACACUCUUUGCCACUAGGGACCUAAAAUCCACUUUAAACAAGCUGAGAAAGCUUAUCAAACCCGGGGGUUAUCUAGUCAUGCUUGAAACAGCAAACUACACACUGCGCGCCAUGACACUCGGGGUGAUCCAUGGAUGGUUGCAUGGGACUGGGAGCGGCAUUUCGGAGCCUGCCUUGUCUCCUCCACAGUGGAAUGCUCUGCUUAUGGAUUCUGGCUUCUCCGGGGUCCAGGUAAUCGCCCCUGGAGUCGACAAGCGUUUGGGGCCACUCAGCAUCAUGGUGUCUCGAGCAGUGGAUGAUCAAAUCAACAUGUUGAUUGAACCCUCGGAAGAAGCCUCAUCGUUAUCGAAAAUCCAGUCAUGUCUUGUGGUAACUGGCACGACGCUCUCCAAUCACCGGCUCGCACAGUCUGCUGUCCGUUUGCUAGGACGACACUGCGCUUCCAAGCCGGUGAUAGUCCAGGGCGUGACAGAACUGGUCGGCAUGCGAGACCUUUCACAUCAUAUGACAGUUCUCUACCUAGCUGACCUAGACGAGCCGGUUCUCAAAGAUCUAACACCAGUGAUGUUCGAAGGACUAAAGAUUCUCUUCAAACAGGCAAAAAACGUACUCUGGGUGACCAAAGGACGCAGGGAUGGAAAUCCCGAUAGUAAUAUGUCAGUCGGACUUGGACGGGUCUUAGUAUCCGAGAUACCGCAUCUCCGGGUUCACUUUAUAGAUUUUGAUACGGAGACGAAGCCUACGGCGCGUGUCCUCGUUGAUUCGCUCUUACGGCAGCAGAUCUUGAUAUCCAUUGAAGAUAGAGGUAGUAGUGAAGAGAUCUUGUGGAGCCAAGAGAGGGAAAUCUUCAUCGAGGGUAGUCAGGAGUACAUCCCUCGAAUCAAACCAAACAAGAGAUGGAACGACGCAUACAACUCCUCUAGCCGCGAGAUACGUCGACAAGUAAGACCCUCUGAGGAGGCUGUAGAAAUUACUAAAGACGAUGGGUUAUGUAGGCUGUUAGUACGACAACUUCCAGAAAAUAACGCCACCGAAAAAGCCAACCUAGUUCGGGUUCUUUAUGUGGCUUCCUCUCCAGUGCCGAUAACGUCGACGACAGCCCUAUACCCCUGCGUAGGACUCGAAAUGCAGACAUCACGGCCAGUAGUCGCUUUGCUGAAUAGAAUUACCUCUAUUGCAGAAGUUCCGAUUGGGCUCAUGUGCUCUUGCGAUACUUCUUGGGAACUUCCUGCUGAAGCUGCCAAGUUGACAAGAUCCUUGGCGGCUUACUUCCUCGCCCGGUUCGCCUGUGAUGGCAUAUGUCCUAAGACCACACUGCUUCUGAUUGAGCCAGAUUUGUUAACUGCUAGGAUCUUCAAGCUCUUGAUUGAGACAAACACUGUCCGGGUUGUAUCUAUCACGAACGACCCAGAUAAGGUCGAUGAGGACUUCACCUACAUCCACCCUCUGACAUCGAAGCAUCUUAUUAGUCAUCGCCUUCCUCCGCGCAUCUCAGUGGCCGUUGAUUUUACUACUUCGGCUACUGUCGAUCAGUCUUUGGCCGAUGUUAUCAAACCCAUCCUUUCAAAGUCCGUUAACCUGAUUGAUUCAACCUUGUUUCACCCUGGAGAAGAUGUACCUGUGUCCAAAGAAUUCAAAGUUCCAGUCAUGCUUCGAGAUGCAGUUUCCACGGUUAGUAAUUUAUGUGCUAGUGUGAAGUCCAACACAGACAUCACAGUUGUAUCCCCAGAGGACUAUGUCAAAGUGCCGCAAGCGUGGUCAACUGUCAUAGACUGGACUACACCAGAGACCUUGUCUGUCCCAGUACAACUCUCGAGUUCUGAAACACUAGUACAUUCCAAUCGAACCUACCUACUUGUCGGACUGGCUAGUGCAGGUGGAUUGGGAGUGACUCUAGCUGAGUGGAUGAUUAACCAUGGCGCGCGCCAUAUCAUCCUUACCAGCCGACAUCCAAAGAUCGACCCAGCAUGGAUAUCUCUUCACGCGUCCCAGGGUGUCGACAUCCAAGUCAUCGCGAAUGACGUUACAGACCGCGACUCACUCAAGGACAUGAUAGACAGCAUCCGCCUCUCCUGCCCUCCAAUUGCUGGCGUGGUCAACGGCGCCAUGGUGCUUUCCGAUGGCUCCUUCGAGCAGAUGACUUACGAGCAGAUGGUUCAGGUCCUACGGCCCAAGGUUGAGGGAACUCGUCACCUAGAUGACAACUUUUAUGAUGAUCCUCUCGAUUUUUUUAUCCUUUUCCCCUCGCUUGCUAACGUCGUUGGCAACCCAGGACAAGCCAACUAUGCCGCUGCAAAUAUGUACAUGACUGGUGUGGCCACCCAGCGCCGCAAGCGUGGAGUCGCAGGCAGUGCCAUAGAUCUCGGCAGCAUCGUCGGUAUCGGAUUCAUCACACGCGAGGCACGCGACGGCGUCCUCUCCAAGCUUGGAGCCAUGGGGUUCGCCAAACUGUCAGAACAUGAUUUCCUCGAGGCAUUCGCCACUGCCAUUAUUGCGGGGCGUCCUUGUUCUGCGGAAGCUGAAGAGCUUAUCACAGGUUUGAAUACUGAUGCUCCAGUAGAUUCUACCAUAUCAAACACCCCAUACUGGCGCGAGGAUCCAAGAUUUUUUCAUGUUAUCAAGACUACUGCGGGUUCGAGAAAUACUGGGGCUAAGAAAGUUGUCGAUUCAGCGCAAACGACUACGCGGGAGAUGCUACAGGAGGCAAGCGACCAGGAGCAUACGCGACAGAUCGUACAAGAUGCAUUCCUCAAGAAGCUGACCGCCGUCCUCCAGCUCAACGCUGAACGAGCCAGUGGCACUGCCCAGCUCCUCCAGCAAGCACCAGAGGAGCUAGGGAUUGAUUCUCUCGCUGCAGUGGAGAUCCGGUCGUGGUUUCUGCAGGAAAUGGACCUAGAUGUAUUGGUUCUCAAGCUAAUCACAGCAACCUCGAUAUCUGAGAUUUUGGACUUUGCCAUCGACAAUCUACCGAAAGGGCUGGCUGCUGUUGGAGGAAAUGAUCAACGCGUUGAUGAGCAGGAAAAGCUGUCACCGUCGUCUACGGAUGUUUCCGUCACUUUAAAUUCCAGUUCGUCUCAUAGCACUUCCACCCCGAUUCUGACGCCACAGAUGUCAAUGGCCGACUCGUUUGUUGUUGUGAAGACGGAUGAUGAAACAAAGUUAAGCUCUGUUGCAUCCAUAAGGCACGAGGAGUUAUCAAAACCUCUUACAAUUAACACACCAGAACUGCCAUUCGCAGUCCAGGAAGCAGCGACGAGAGUGGCCAUAGAGAAGAGGGUUCCGAUGUCCUACGGUCAGCGCGGCUUCUGGUUCAUGAACCAACUCGCGUCUUCAGACCAGACCCUCUUUAACGGCACAAUAUGUCUGCUUCUAACCGGCGAGAUCAACGUGAGUGAUCUUGCUAAAGCUGUUGUGGCUCUGGGCCGGAGGCAUGAAGGGCUUCGUGCCGCUUUCUACGACGACAACGAUGAGCAGCCAAUGCAGACCAUCCUUGCUGACUCCUCCCUGACGCUCGAGACCCGAACUGCCACAUCCAUCGACGAUGUUCGGAGACAGUUCAACGAGCUAAACAAAUACGUCUAUGAUAUCGCUAAUGGCCAGACACUGCGGAUCAUAUUAAUGACCGAAUCACCAACGCGAAAUCACCUCGUCAUUGGCUAUAAUCAUAUCAAUAUCGAUGCAACCAGUCUGCUAGUCGUCAUCGCUGAACUCAGCCGAUUGUACAACGGCGAGAAGUUGGCCCCCCCACUGCUCCAACAGACCGACUUCGCGCAGCAGCAACAUGAAAGACUCAGAACGGGCCAGUGGGCAGAUGCGAUUGCCUACUGGCGGAACGAGUUCCGAGAUCUCCCCGAGACGUUGCCAAUCCUCAACAUCUCCCCACAAUCCUUUAAGCCACGGCCAUCGCGGGCAACAUAUCGACACCACAAGUCGGCCGAUGUAAGAAUCACAGGUGCUUUGGCAACCAAGAUACGAGCUGUCUGCAAGAAGUAUAAGGUCACCCCCUUCCACCUCUACUGCACGGUAUUCCAGAUUACCCUAGGCAGGCUCGCUGGAACAGAAGAUAUCUGCCUGGGUGUUGCCAAUGCCAAUCGCUCUGACCGAGGUGCCAUGGAGGCCGUGGGGAUCUUCCUGAACCUCUUCCCCUUGCGGCUAAAAACAUCUUGCAGCACGCCCUUCUCUGAGCUGCUCGAGCAGACACGGUCCAAGGUGCUUUUGGGCUUGCAAAAUUCCGCCGUUCCAUUCGACGAAAUUCUCAAUCAGGUCGGUGUCCAGCGUGGACCCACACACCUUCCGCUGUUUCAAGCGUUCGUUGAUUACGUCCCAAUCCGGGAGAAGCAGCGGUUCGGAAGGGAUUGUGAUCUAAACCAUGAGGAAUAUAACUUUGGCGAGACCAUGUACGAUAUCAUGCUAGGCAUCGUCGAUAAUCCUGAGGGAGACGCCUGGCUAUCGUUCCUCCUUCAGGAGGAACUGUAUGCUGAGGAGAAUGCGGAUAUGCUGCUGCAAUGUUAUCUUAACCUUCUCGAGGAAUUUGUCGACAACAAUGGUCUGAGGGCUGGCGAGCCGCAGAUGUUUAGCAAAGUGGAGGUUGAUCAGGCUCUCAGCCUUGGACAAGGACUCGAACUCGAAUUCGGAAAUGGGACUUUACUCGACGAAAUAGACGCGACAGCCAUGUUUAACUCUGACUCUGUUGCCCUUAAAGACACUCAAGGCAAUUGUCUCACAUACAAACAGAUGACUUUGAAAUCUUACGCAAUUGCACGAUCCCUUACCGCGCUUGGAGUGUCUCGGGGCUCGAGGGUAGCUAUUUUGCAAAAUCCAUCAAUCAGCUGGAUUUGUUCCCUACUUGGCGUCUGGCGCAUUGGCGCUGUACUUGUUCCACUCGAGGUGACUCAGGGGUCUAAACGUCUUGCAACUAUUGCGCAGGAUGCAGACUUAGCAGCUAUUAUCGUUCAUAACGACACACUUUCAUUGCUCUCAGAGCUAGGCUGGAACAAGACAGAAAUGGUAAUAAAUCUUUCUAAUCUUUCCCCACAAACCGGGGUCAUUACCAGCCAGACUCUGCACAAACCAACAGCGAAAGAUGAGGCAUUGAUAUUGUACACAAGCGGAUCCACCGGACUCCCCAAGGGUAUAUCAAUGCCGCACAUUAUGCUUCUCAACUCUAUCAAGGGCUUUCUCCACCAUUGGCCAAUGAGUCCACAAACAGUCCUGCAGCAGAUCGCUCUCAGCUUUGAUCUUGCAUGGUGGCAGUCAUUUGUGGGCCUCGCCACGGGCGGCACUGUAGUCGUCGCUGGACUGGAAUCUCGAAAGGAUCCUGUCGCCUUGACCGAACUCAUCGCCACUGAGCGUAUCACUUUGACAGUCGCUGUGCCUUCGGAAAUAAUCUCGUGGCUUAAUUUCGGGGAGGUAGAGAAAUUAAAGCGGUCAUCAUGGGCGUGGCACAUUUCAGCUGGCGAAGAUUUUGGAAUCAAACUAACCCAGCUGCUGCAGUCCCUGGCAAAAUCGGACCUCUGUGUUCUGAAUGCGUACGGACCUGCAGAAACCAUCAUACCGCUAGUGCACGAGGUGCAUUACGAACAACUUUCCGCGACAGAUAUUUCCAUCCCUAUCGGCAAGGUGAUGCCAAACUACACGGUCUACGUGGUCGACGACCAGGGUCACCCUCUCCCUCCCCGUGUUCCAGGGCAGCUGAUGAUAGGCGGUGCAGGUGUUGCCAACAAAUACAUCAACAACCCUGCGCUGUCAGAGGAGCGGUUUCCAAUCGCCACGCACUCACCUCCACACUUCGUCGAGAAGGGAUGGGUGCGAACCCAUCUAAGUGGUGACCGUGGCUUCUUACGUGUCGAUGGCGAGUUUGUGAUGGUGGGUCGUAUGGCGGGAGAUACACAAGUGAAACUGCGAGGCCAGCGCAUGGAUGUGAAAGAGAUAGAGUCAUGCAUUAUCGACAUCAGCCAAGGCCAGGUCGUCGAUGCUGUCGUGCAUAUGCGCCAGCAGGUCGAUGGUGAUGCUGCCACUGCAUUCCUGGUCGCCCACGUUGUCCUGGCACCCGAAGCCACGUCUCGAUACCCAACCACGCUUGCUCUUGACGAGUACCUGUCCAGACUUACUGCAGAGCUACCGUUGCCAGCCUACAUGAGACCGUCUAUAAUGAUAGCGCUGUCUUCGCUUCCCCUGAGCCAUCAUGGUAAGAUCGACAGGAAAUCACUCUCCGAAGCGCCAAUACGAUCAGGGCAUCGAGUUUCCCAAAAAGCCCAGUCUGGGAUGCCAGUAAGGGACAGGAAGGUUGAGAGUCAGGAUAAUAUUAAGCAGAUAUGGCAACAGUUUCUAGGUGAGGCCGCAGAAUGCAUCGAUAUACACCCCGAUUCCGACUUCUUCUCGGUCGGUGGUAACUCGCUGCUGUUGCUCAGCAUCCAGGCCGAGAUGAAACGGCGGUUUGGCGUAAAGGUUUCGUUGACUCAGCUAUUCGAGUCGAGCACGUUGGAACAGAUGGCGUCACUGAUAAACCCCAAGGAAACGGCGGAAACGACUAAGAUUGACUGGAUAGAAGAGGUUAAAGUAGACCCUGAGAUUCAGCCACUCAAAGCGCCUUUGAUGCUGUCGCAACCUCGCAUCGGUCUUGUUGUCGUCCUGACAGGAUCGACUGGGUUUCUAGGCAGAAAUAUCCUUCACAAACUCAUAGCAUCACCUCAUAUUAGCACGAUCCACUGUGUAGCUGUCCGAGACAGAUCGAAACUGAUCAAGUUUCCGCCAUCAAAAAUCACCAUCCAUAUGGGUAAUCUAACGCAACCACGUCUAGGACUCCCCGAGGAUACAUCUAGGCGCUUAUUCUUGGAAGCACACGCUAUCAUCCACAACGGAGCAGACGUGUCAUUUAUGAAGAGCUACUCGUCGAUUAGGACCGCCAACCUGGGCUCGACCAAGGAGCUGGUCCGGCUCUCUCUCCAGCACGGAAAAGGCACUCGAAUCCAUUUCAUCUCGACUUCUGGUGUCACACUCAUUGACGGUCGGGAAUUGCACGAAGAGCCGCUCGGGGAUAACCACCCGAGGAACUCCACAGGAAUCAACGGCUAUGUCGUGUCCAAAUGGGCCUGCGAGAAAUAUCUCGAGAAUGCUAGCGCUGCUACAGGGCUGCCUGUUACGAUCCACCGGCCGACUAUUGUAAUUGGUCCUGAUGCUCCGCGUUUGGAUAUCAUGCACAAUGUGUUGUAUUACUCAGAGCAACUGCGUUGUGUGCCGCAACUGCCAUCGCUAGAGCGCUGGUUCCAGUUCGUAGACAUUGAAGAAGUGGCCCAGGAAAUUGGAGCUGCUGUGAUUGCUCAUGCUGAUAGAGUUGAUACCAUGCAAUAUAAGAAUAUCACGGGCAAAGAAGAAAAUGUCACAAAGAUGGACCGUUUCGGUCACUACAUGGAGACAAAUAAGGGGUACACGUUCGAUCAUACAAGCCUUAAUGACUGGGUCGACCAGGCAAGCAGGAUCGGACUGGCUCCGGAAAUUGCAGAGUAUCUCAGGAGCGGUGCGCGGAAUGAGAACGGGGGUGAAGAGUGGGUGUUCCCGAGGAUCUGGGGGAAGCCGCGAGCUUAG